Messenger RNA from Gaeumannomyces tritici R3-111a-1, 393 nucleotides. RefSeq lists its product as hypothetical. Lineage: Eukaryota; Fungi; Ascomycota; Sordariomycetes; Magnaporthales; Magnaporthaceae. The record is from RefSeq and is a predicted model, not a curated record. The transcript has a single exon. Bases 1 to 393 code for a protein of 130 amino acids.
AUGAGAGGCGUUCAUGUCGGCCUUCAGGCUUCAGCCUCUCGCGUGGUUAAGAAGGGAAAGAAACGCCCGUUUUCUGCAGAGCACCUAGAUCAGCGGGUGGGAAGGGGUAGGGGUGUGCUCGGAGUGGCGGCAGAGGUGGCGCACGACGGCCCCAUCGGACCCAACCCACCCACCCGCGAUGACGCCCAGGGGCCAGGUUGCAAAAAACACGACAGAGCUGAAGGGGCUGGCGGCCGCGCACGCGGGUGCCAUGUGGGCGAGGCGAUGCAGGGGUUGGAUUCGUUCGCGCGGCCGCUCCAGGCGAACAGGGAUGUGUCGAUAGCCUCCAUUCGCAACGACUCAGUGAUGGAAGUCGGUCAAAUUGAGGGUUUCUACCCUGCCAGGCAGGGGUAG